AUUAUAAAAAAACAAAAUUUUUUAUGGACAUUAUUAAAAAAAAAACAAUUAAACAAACAGUUCGUCGACAAAAAGGAAAUUUCAAGAAGAGAAGGACAAACAAACAAAAAAAAUCAAAUAAAUAAUUGUCCGACCUUCCUUCUCCGUCAUUGCGCUUUCUCUUCCCCUCUCCCUUUCCAGUUUGUAAAGUUUCCCCCUUUACAUUUCCCCGGCACAUAAUCGAACCCUAAAACUCCUUCCCUCAAUUUCGCCAUCUCCAAAACCCUCACAAUCCAUCGCCAAUCAAUCGAUUCUUCCUCUCUCCCGCUCGGGAACUCGAUUGGGUUUCUGGUUCUUUUUUUCUGCUCGCGGCGGAAAGUGGAAUUCGGCGGGAGGGGGGGCAAAAUUCGGCAAUUCCCGACUGUGAUUUCUCGUUUUCACCGCGCGCGCAAUCAAAAUCACCAUGAGCUUUCAAGAUCUUGAGUCCGGGCGCACCUUGGGCGGCGUCGGCAGGAGGGACCUGAGGAACGGGAAACAGGACGCCACGCAGGCGGUCGCGUCCGGGAUUUUCCAGAUCAAUACCGCCGUCUCGACUUUCCAACGCCUGGUGAAUACCCUCGGCACUCCCAAGGAUACUCCUGAGCUGCGUGAGAAGCUGCACAAGACAAGAUUACACAUCGGGCAAUUGGUGAAAGAUACUUCUGCAAGACUUAAACAAGCGAGUGAUGUGGAUCACCAUUCUGGAGUUGAUCAACGUAAGAAGAUUGCUGAUGCCAAACUUGCAAAGGAUUUUGAAGCAGUUCUGAAAGAGUUUCAGAAGGCCCAGCGUCUCUCAGCUGAGAGGGAAACAGCUUAUUCCCCAUUUGCUGCCCAAGCAAAUGUUCCUUCCAGUUACACAGCCAAUGAGGUAGAUGCAAGUUCGGAUAAGAAUCCUGAAGAACGUUCUCUUCUGAUGGAGACAAAAAGACAAGAAGUCGUACUAUUGGACAAUGAGAUCGCCUUCAACGAGGCAAUCAUUGAAGAAAGAGAGCAGGGAAUACACGAGAUUCAGCAGCAAAUUGGCGAGGUGAAUGAGAUUUUCAAAGAUCUUGCGGUCCUUGUCCACGAGCAAGGAACUAUGAUCGAUGAUAUAGGUUCCCACAUAGAUAAUGCCCAUGCUGCAACAUCACAAGGGAGACAACAGCUCGCUAAAGCUGCAAAAACCCAAAAAUCAAAUUCAUCCCUGACGUGCUUACUCUUGGUCAUCUUUGGGAUCGUGCUCCUCAUCGUGAUCGUAGUGCUUGCAGCCUAAUCCUUGGUUCUUCCUCAUUCAACGAUGGUUGAGUACCUGCAUGGCUCAGUUUUCAACGGAAAUAGCGAUUCUCUGUGGUGAAAGGGGGGAAAAAGAAAGCGAUCUCUUCUUCUGAUAAUGUCUUUGUUGGUUGAUUUCUUUUUUACUGAGACAAUGGCUGAAUGAAAGUGUUGAUCUUUUGAGGUGGUGGUGGUGGUAUAUAUAUUGUAUUGUUCUUUCCUGCAUAGCGUGAUUAUAUAGUGUGUUUUGGUUUUCUGUUUCUUGGAAUGUUUGUUUGUUAAUUCUUCAUACAAAUGAAUAUUCUCGAUUCGAUUGUUUACACUGUUUUCAUCUCCCAGGCCAAAAUGGCGCCCAAUAUGUCGCAAAAUAUCAUUAUGCUGCACCGAAUCGCGGUAUUUUGCGCGUUUCCAGUUCGAUGUCUGAGAAUUACCG
Messenger RNA from Linum tenue, 1702 nucleotides. The record is from the annotation of a GenBank genome assembly. NCBI's taxonomy places the organism in Eukaryota, Viridiplantae, Streptophyta, Magnoliopsida, Malpighiales, Linaceae.